AUGUCGUCUCAAGGAAGCAAUGAUUUUCUCUCUGUCAACUCCACUGCUGUGGUCACGCCAACUUCCACUUCAGAUGAAUUUGAGUCCGAACAAGCCUAUCUAUUGUCUCGUUUACGUACAUUGCAGCUCUUUCUACUACUAGGAUAUAGUAUCAUGUGCUUACUCUGCAUCACCCUUGUAAUCUAUCUGCGAUUAAACCGAAAUACAGCUCUUCGAGGUGACGCCACAGCAGCUCGAAAAAUCAUUUUACCUGCAUUUGAGCCGUUGCUUUGGGUACUUGGACUUUCGACUGGAAUCUACUCAAUUUUCUUUGCCUCAGCGUUGGCUACGAAACUUUAUUCUUACAAAGUUUCCAGGCUUGCAACCGAAGUGUUCUACUCUGGUCGACAAUUUGUUUGUCUUAGCGUGAUUGUGUUUAUGUUUCAAAAAAGCGUCUCGGGUCCUGCGUUACGACGUACGUUAUUGAUCACGUUGUUUUUAUCAACCUACACGAUUCCAUUCAUCUAUAUCAUUACGACAUACUUUCCAACUUGCGAUUAUCGGAGACCAUUAAUAGUGGCACGUGGACUACUUUUACUGCUUUACACAUAUGUGCUCAUCCAUCCACCAGCUCGAGCAAGUAAACGUACAUUGCGUGAGUACUGUGUAUUUGUGUAUAUUUACUAUAUACUUUUGUUCGCGUACGUUGAAUGUUUUCGACAAGGUCACAAGGAGGCAGGCUUUUAUCUUACGUACUCUGAUCUAAUCUGUGGAUCCUUUUGUCCGUUGGUUAUUUGGCGAGUCUUGCGAGCAGAUACAGAGUAUUGGCGUGGUAUGGGCCAACGUGCUGUCGCAUUACAACGAUUGUUUUGUCAAAAUCAUGGCAUGCCGGAACGAGUUUCGUCCAAGGGCCUGCACAUUCUAAUCGAAAUGCACCGUAAAUUUAUCAUUGAUUUUGCCUAUUUGGAGCUACAACAUCGUAUCGGUAUCGGAGCAAGCUCAGUUGUUUUUAAGGGAGUUUUACGUUCCUCAAUGGAUGUUGCUAUCAAAGUUUAUACUCCAACUGAAUUCACAGAAGAUACUGUCGCUGCCUUCUCACAAGAAGCAGCACUUUGUGGUGUACUAUAUCAUCCAAACAUUGUUGCCUUUCACGGUAUGUGCGUCUGUCCACCAUCAAUUUGUUUAGUCAGCGAGCUAUGUAUCGGAAAUCUAGAGGAUGUCACAAUAGCUGCAGCAAGACAAUGCUCUACAAUGAGUAAAAACUGUCAAAAUCGCCAGCAGUUGUUACUUAAUAUUGCCUACAUGCUGGAUGCAGCGCGAGCAGUGGCAUAUCUUCAUAGCUUUCGUCCACCAUUUCUACAUCGAGACAUCAAGCCAACCAACUUUCUUGUUGAUGCAAAUAACACUGUCAAACUUACUGAUUUUGGUGAGUCUCGAUCACUUCCUCGCGCUCAGGUCGUUAGCAAUGAGCCCGUGAAAGCUUUUAAUGCGACACAUCGAAGUAGUAUGAGUGGAUAUUAUGGCGAUAAAGCUUCUACUGUUGCCAUUCUAGCAAGCGAAGACUCGAAUGCAAAAUUCUCACCAGAGUGUGCUACUUAUGAGAUUGAUAUGAUUGGAGCUGCCAAUGUUCGAAAACAUAAUGGCUCAGUCAUGACAAAUGAAUUUGAUUCGAUUCGAAACAUAAAGGCAGUCGCAAACGAGGGCAAUACCCACGUGAAUACAAUGCUUAUGACAGUCAAGGGUACUGUUGACUACAUGGCUCCUGAAGUUAUCAAUGGACGGGCUGGUCUUGCAGCUUAUGGCGAAGCUGCAGAUGUUUUUUCAUUAGCAAUUACAAUGUGGGACGUAUUUUACCCUGGACGGGAAAAGUUCCCAGGUACGAACAACAAUCAUUUUCGCGUGUUCGAUCUUGUGCUUGAAGGCCAACGUCCUGAGCUUGAUCGUGGCAUUCAUUCUUCUCUUCGUGCAGUGAUUGAAAGCGCUUGGCAGCAUGAUCCACAACUCCGUCCAACAGCUCAUAAGAUAGUGAAAACACUUGAAAGUAUACAAGAAGAACUAAGUGCAGCUUUUGCACUCGAAUUGACUGACGAGCUAGAAGACGCGUUAAGUUUAACAAAACCUGUUGACGCUCCAAGUGCCCCACUGCCUACUUUGCGAGGGUUUUCAGGAGAAGAAGCUAUUCAUCAUAUGCGUCAACUUCAGUAUGUCAAUACAACAAGUGAAGCAGUGCGUUUAGGCAACGCCCUGAUGGAUUCUGGUCUGCUGCACCAUUGCAAACACACCUAUCCAUUUGAAGCCUCAGACAAAAUAUACUAUUUCGAUGAUGAAAAUAUUCAUCUUUGUCAACCACUUGUUGAAAUCUGCACUCAAGAAUACAAAACCAAGCUUGACGUCGAGAGCACGACAGUAAUGAGCUCAAAUACUCACCCAUCACAUCACAUCAAGUAUCACUCAGACUCUACAAAUUUCGAUUCGGAAUCAACUCGAUUUCGCAGCGAUAAUUCUCAAUUCGAUCAAACACAAUUGAAAAAUGGAGUCUGUGAAUGUCGUAAAUUAGGACAACGACUCAAACUACCAAAGAGCUCAAAAUCACGAAAUCGAUUUCGCCGAAGAGGUAAAGGAAAGAAAGAAUCAGCUGGAGUAGAUGGUCUAAGUGGACAACUUCAAACAAAGUUACUUCUCGAAUUUCCACUCGAGCAUCACGAUUUUGACGACUUCGAUGCUUAUCCAUCUUCAGAAAUAUGA
Molecule: messenger RNA, 2724 nt
Organism: Plasmopara halstedii
Lineage: Eukaryota; Oomycota; Peronosporomycetes; Peronosporales; Peronosporaceae
Product: tkl drk protein kinase
Exons: 1
Coding region: 1-2724 (907 amino acids)
Biological process (GO): intracellular signal transduction; protein phosphorylation
Molecular function (GO): protein kinase activity; ATP binding
Source: RefSeq, a predicted model, not a curated record